UCACUUCCGGCCGUGCGUAGUUCCCAAUUGGCUCGCCGGCGGCCAAUCAGCGAGGAGCGAGAAGAAAGCCAACAUGGCCACCUUGGCUGGGGGCAGAGCGGGCAGAUCGCUCCUUCUGAUACACCAAGUCUCCAACGUCUGCCGGCGUGGGAUUGGUGCGCUUCUGGGCCCAUCAUGGGAGAUUGGGAGCACCCUUGAGACUCCAUGGAGCCACCAGCACAUCCGCACCAAGGCCCGGGGCAACGAAUACCAACCCUCCAACAUCAAGCGCAAGCACAAGCAUGGCUGGGUUAAGCGGAUCCGCACUGCCAGCGGGAUCGAGGUGAUUCUCCGGCGGAUGCUGAAAGGACGGAAGUCCCUCACCCACUGAAUGCCAGCUAUCCGGAAACUGGACAAAGUUGAUCCAAUUUGGCUGAAGGUUUCCAUUGCUCAGCUGACCACCAAUCAUUUCUGACAAGACCUGCCUCUUUUUGUACAGGUCAAAAUGACAAUUCAAUUGCUGUGUACUGGGGAGGGAGGAAGGAAUAUUGCUUAUUAAAAAAGGUAUUAUCCCAAA
Anolis sagrei ordinatus is the source of this 556-nucleotide messenger RNA. RefSeq names its product mitochondrial ribosomal protein L34 (gene MRPL34). Gene Ontology annotation, cellular component: ribosome; mitochondrial large ribosomal subunit. The record is from RefSeq and is a predicted model, not a curated record. NCBI's taxonomy places the organism in Eukaryota, Metazoa, Chordata, Lepidosauria, Squamata, Anolidae. Gene Ontology annotation, molecular function: structural constituent of ribosome. Gene Ontology annotation, biological process: translation.